AUGGAGCUCUCCGGGAUGACUCGGGUUCAUCUCCUGCUGGCGGUAGUCUGGGGGCUGGGCUGUCUGGAGACCCCUGCAGAGGCUGUGUUUUGCUACGAGAGAUUUGACGAGACCUCCGGAUCCUGCGUCGAGCUGCUAGGAGAUGAUUUAAGCCAGGAGGACUGCUGCCUCAAUCUUAACUCCGGCUUCCGAUUGCAUAAGGAUGCGCCUUGUGAGUCCUGCCGCCCAGCUGCGUGGAGUGAAUGGUCGCCGUGGACUCCCUGCUCCGUUUCCUGUGAGGAAGGGACCCAGCAGCGCAGCCAGACAUGCUACGGCCAGGGCGCCUGCGAGCAGGGCCCCCGCCGGUGGGAGCUGAAACCCUGCGGCUUGGGGGAGUGCUGUCCUGUGAUGGGGGGCUGGUCCGAAUGGGGGGCCUGGAGCCCUUGCUCGGUGACCUGUCUCAAAGGGAUCCAGACCAGGCAGAGGACCUGCACCAAUCCCGCACCUGAAUGUGGAGGCACGUGCCCAGGAGACAACAUCGAGACGCGUUCUUGUGACACCAGGCAGAUCUGCCCAACCCACGGGAGCUGGGGGAGUUGGGGGCCCUGGGAGGCCUGCUCUGCCACUUGCACCCCCGAAGGUUCAGCCGUGAAGCCUGGACAGCAGCGGCACCGUCAGUGCAACAACCCUGCGCCUUCCAGCAACCCUCGUGGCAACCCCUGCCCGGGAAAUGGCCAAGAGUCACAAACGUGUGACGGACUGCCCUUUUGUCCACAGGAUGGCAACUGGGGCAACUGGAGGCCUUCCGGCGACUGCUCGGCGACCUGUGGGGUUGGCCGGCAACUGGAGAAGCGUCUAUGUGACAGCCCUGCACCGAAGUAUGGAGGGGAAAGCUGCCACGGGGCACAGGUGCGCGGUCUGGCCUGCAACACCCAGGUGCCAUGUCCAGUGGAUGGACGUUGGGCUGAGUGGGCCGAAUGGACGCCCUGCACCAGGCACACCUUCACCGGGAACAUCGCCUGCCGUGAAAUCCCUGGAUUUCAGAGAAGGACCAGACGGUGCGUUGGACGGGCCCACGAUGGGAAGCGCUGCCCAGAUCACUAUGCUGAGAUGAGAAACUGCUACAACGUAGAUCGUUGCCUCUUGUCGGGUGUGUGGUCAGACUGGAGUCCCUGGGGCCUGUGUGAGCCCCCUUGUGGGAAGAACCCAGUGAGAUAUCGCAAAAGGGAAUGCAAGCCAACCUACCCUAAUUACCCGAUGGACAUUCAAGGCUCCGAAGGUGUCGGGAAGAUGGUCAACACCAGCUUCUGGGGGAAACCGGUACCCAAGUGCGACCUCCUGGAAAAUCAGAGGUUUCAGCUGGUGGAGAAUGCCACGUGUCAAAAUGUGCUGCCUUGUCUAGGUCAGACUGAUUUUGCAGGAGCAGAUGCCGUGGAUUUCAGCGCUGGAUGCUGCAAUGGUGAAGGGUGA
Euleptes europaea (tarantolino) is the source of this 1449-nucleotide messenger RNA. It is a transcript of the gene CFP, whose product is annotated as complement factor properdin. The transcript is spliced from 10 exons. The record is from RefSeq and is a predicted model, not a curated record. The coding region runs from base 1 to 1449 and encodes 482 amino acids. Lineage: Eukaryota; Metazoa; Chordata; Lepidosauria; Squamata; Sphaerodactylidae.